Molecule: messenger RNA, 1891 nt
Organism: Selaginella moellendorffii
Lineage: Eukaryota; Viridiplantae; Streptophyta; Lycopodiopsida; Selaginellales; Selaginellaceae
Product: elongation factor Ts, mitochondrial
Exons: 8
Coding region: 12-1121 (369 amino acids)
Biological process (GO): mitochondrial translational elongation
Cellular component (GO): mitochondrial matrix
Molecular function (GO): translation elongation factor activity; protein binding
Source: RefSeq, a predicted model, not a curated record
CAAGCCCUAAAAUGUGCCUUGCAAUGGCGAGAGGAGCUCCGCUAUGGCGCGCGGCGACGGCGAUUUGUAGGGGCCGAUCGGUGCGUGGAUUGCCUAGAAUCACUGCAAUCGGUGCGAAAUCUUUCUCUGUCGAUGCUUCCUCGCGCACCGAUCUCAUCAAGACGCUGCGCGAGCGGACCGGGGCGCCGAUCAAGGAUGUCAAGGAAGUGCUGGUGAAAUGUGAAUGGAACGAAGAGAAUGCGUUUACUGAGCUGAGGAAGAAGGGCCUUGCUGCCGCGACGAAGAAAUCUUCUCGUGUGGCUGCGGAAGGAUUGCUUGGACUGGCACACUUCGAGAAAGGUGCCGCGGUCAUAGAGAUUAACAGCGAAACUGACUUUGUUGCUCGAAACGAUCUCUUCCAGAGCCUUGUGCUGUCAGUCGCAAAAGCGGCAUCCACAUUGAAAGCUGUCCAACAAUUUUCUUCUAAACCAGCUGCUCUUGAUUUGCACGAUUUAGAGCUUGUAAAUGUGAAGCUGGAUCACGCAUCAAUCACCAGAGAGCUUCGUGUACGCGACGCAGUCUCGGAAGUUGCCGCUAUCACUGGAGAAAAUGUGAGACUUCGAAGAGCUUUCUAUAUAUCUUCGCAACGAGGGAUCGUGUCCUCGUAUUUGCACAUGAGUCCGGCAUCAGGUUUAUCUCGGCUCGCGGGGCUCGUUUCGCUCGAGGUUGAACAUGAUCAAGAAGGCUCGCAUUCGGAAACACUGAAAAGCUUGGGCUCGUCUCUUGCAAUGCAUGUUGUUGCUGCAAGGCCGCUGUUUUUGUCUAAGGAACUCGUGGACUCUGAAGUACUGGAGCAUGAGCGGAACAUCUGCAAAGCACAGGCCUCGACUGCUGGAAAGCCAGAGAACGUCGUCCAGAAGAUGGUCGAAGGCAGGCUUGCCAAAUACAUGGAAGAGGUUGUUCUUCUGGAGCAGAAGUACGUUGCAGACGAAACGAAACGGAUCAACGUUCUGCUAAAAGAGACGUCCAAAGAAAUCGGGAAGACGGCCAAGAUCGAGGGAUUCCUACGAAUAGAAGUCGGGGAGGGGAUCGAAAAGCUUGAAAAGGACUUUGCUGCCGAGGUUGCUGCUGCAGCACGAUGACAGGUUCGAUAUUCAAAACAAGUAGGUGGUUUUAUUCGAAUCAAAUCAUUAUCUCGAGGACAAGACGCAAUGAAAUAACGAAUUGGAAGGUACUUCUUUCUCGCUGGAGUUAACUGACUUAGUUCUUGGUGCAGUGAGCCUUGCUCCAUUUCCAGCCAUACGGACAGCGAUGGCAAUCGUUGUUAUACCAAUACCAGUCACUGGGGCAGCUCACACACUUGCUUCCACUCCACUUCCAUCCGGACGGGCAUUGGUGGCACUUGUUGUUGUACCAGUACCAGUUGCUCGGGCAGCUCACGCAUUUGCUUCCACUCCACUUCCAACCGGAGAGGCAUCUGUGGCAAUCGUUGCUAUACCAGUACCAGCCUUUGGGACACUGGAUGCACUUGUGGCCGUCCCAGUUCCAUCCAGAUUUGCAUUUCUGCUGGGCUGCUGCGCUUGCGAUGCCACCAACGUCCACUCCAACCAGGAGGACUGUCACAACCAUGGCCAGAAGCAUCAGCUGGGACUUGCUCGCCAUCUUGGUAGAAGAAACUUUCGAAGUGUAGUGAGAUCUCUCUCUCUCUCUCUCUCUCUCUCUCGCAAAACUUGCUGCUGUGUGGUGGAUUAGAAGUGGAGGCAAUUUAUAGGAUGGAGGAAGUGGAGACCAAGUCCAGCGAGAUUGCUACAGCGUCACUCGGUUCUGACUAUUUAGCCAGCAUGUUAUGCUUGACAUAGUCGUUAGACGUAAUGUAUCCAAUUAUCACAGAAAUGGUAUAAAUUUGACGGCA